AUGAAGAUGAUGUCCUCCUCGCGCUGCCUCCUCCUCCUCCUCCUCUCCCUCACCGCCUCCAUCGGCUGCUGCUCCGCCGCUCAGAGGGAUUCCAAACUCCACCUGCUGCUGCACAGGAGCCCGCUGCUGUCCAACAAACAGGACCUGUCUCGCUCCUCGCUGGCCGAGCUGCUCCUGACCGACCUCCUGCAGGCGGAGAACGAGGCUCUGGAGGAGGAGGACUUCCCUCUGGCUGAUGGAGAACCUGAGGACGUCCACGUGGAUCUGGAACGAGCCGCCGGCGCCAGCGGGCCGCUGCUCGCCCCCCGAGAGAGGAAAGCAGGCUGCAAGAACUUCUUCUGGAAGACCUUCACUUCCUGCUGA
Molecule: messenger RNA, 363 nt
Organism: Limanda limanda (common dab)
Lineage: Eukaryota; Metazoa; Chordata; Actinopteri; Pleuronectiformes; Pleuronectidae
Product: somatostatin-1-like
Exons: 2
Coding region: 1-363 (120 amino acids)
Biological process (GO): regulation of cell migration
Cellular component (GO): extracellular region
Molecular function (GO): hormone activity
Source: RefSeq, a predicted model, not a curated record